AUGCUUGUCGGCCUCCCGUUGGUUCCGACAUUGGUCGCUGUAGGAAAUCGGGAGAGCUCUCAGCUCCCCCUACACAACAGGAGUUUCCUGAUGGCCAAGCUCACUUGUUUGUGCAACUCGCAGAGGUUGACAGACUCAUUUAUUGGUAUUCGAGAUACUGCUAUCUCUGCUCCCCCUGGGGGCUCGUUAGCCCUGAUUGCUGCGGUCUGCUUUAUUGCAGCGUGUUCUGCUAAUGCGUCUGGUGACUUGAAGUCAGUGUGCCCUGUAUCUACUUCCUCUGCAUGGAAAGUCCUAGCGGACCAGCUGCUUUCGAGCAAUGGAUACCCUCGACAGCCCAACCUGAACACUGUCCGAGCAGCCUUUCUCCUCGCUCUUCCAAGUGUGGCAGGCGGAAGGAUACAUCCGGGCCCGGGCCCUGUCUGCGUAUUGCUGCGAGCUGCUCAGUCUUUAGGGCUUCACCGUGAUCCCUCAUCCGUCAAUUUGUCCCCUCGUGAGAUGGACUCUCACCGGGUCCUCUGCUGGGUCAUCCAUGGUUUGGACGUCUCCUACUCAGUCGCCCAUGCAUUGCCACCAUUGAUCCACGCCGCCGCUACUGAUGUUCAAAUGAUUGAACACAAUGCUAUGUCAGACCGCAAGCUCAUAGGAACCCUCAUACGAGUGAACUCCCUAAUCUCUACAAUCUUCCAAACCGUCUACGGUAUCCACCAGCCAACAGGCAAAGACAUUCAAGAACUAGAUGAAAAGGCGAACACAAUAUGUACUGACGAUUAUUCUACUCAAACACCCCCGGAAAUGAACACAGCAGAAAAAUUCAUCACAAUGAGCCAAGAAUGUGUUGCUACAAAAUGCUCUUCAUCCUACAUCAACCCUAUCUACGAUCAACUCAAUGGCCGCAAACUUCCAGACAAAAAGCACUAA
Molecule: messenger RNA, 918 nt
Organism: Aspergillus pseudotamarii
Lineage: Eukaryota; Fungi; Ascomycota; Eurotiomycetes; Eurotiales; Aspergillaceae
Product: fungal specific transcription factor domain-containing protein
Exons: 2
Coding region: 1-918 (305 amino acids)
Biological process (GO): DNA-templated transcription
Molecular function (GO): DNA binding; zinc ion binding
Source: RefSeq, a predicted model, not a curated record